Molecule: messenger RNA, 716 nt
Organism: Vitrella brassicaformis
Lineage: Eukaryota; Vitrellaceae
Source: the annotation of a GenBank genome assembly
CCCGCAUCGAGUUGUCCCUGCCUGUGCCGAGAUGGCUCACCCGCCGCAAGUUCCAGGCUUCAUCAACAGGAACUUCGAUGAGAUUCGAUAUUUGGGAGAGGGCGGGUUCGGGGUGGCAUGGCAGGCGCAUGCCAGGGAACCAGGGGACGCAGUAGAACUCGAUGAAGACAUCGACAUCCACAUCGACGACGAACACCGAGGACCCGAGGCCGAGCUGGUCGUCAAGAUGGUAAGCAUGCAGUCCAUGGGCACAGAGAGCGGGGCAUUAGUUGGUGCGUUGUGUAUGUCUCACACAUACACAUACAUGGCUCAUUUCCUCUGGUGUGUGGCCGGGUGUGUUGUGCUUGCGUUCCUGCAGAAUAAGCUCGGCCAGGGGCUCCUCGACGCGCUCCAGCGUAAGCGAAGUCAACAUGGAAACAUGCACGUAUCUGCUGCUGAAUGUGAUCCUUCUUCAUUCAGGCGAGCAUACCUUCAUGGACUCCGAGAUGUUCCCCGACAUCAAAGAUUGUCCCAAUGUGAUGUCGUCCCUGGCCUUCAAGAGCUACCCCGAGGAGGGCAGGGGCUACCUGAUCAUGGAGUACGGCGGCCCCACGCUCUCCAGGAAGCUGUGGGACCACGCGCAGGACGGACUGCCGCGGGAGGAGGUCAAGGAGAUCAGCCAGCAGCUCGUCAACGCACACAGGGCGCAGGGCAGGACCACUGGCCCAGGGAGGUGA